AUGGAAGAUGAAUCCACCAAGGUCGAAGCUGUUGCCGCUUAUGAGGAGAUAAUCACCACGACAAAGAACAGCAAGGUUGUGAUUGACGAGAAGACUAUGUCGAUGGUGAAGAGCCGUAUGACUGAAGCCUAUGUUCAUGUCCACCGGAUGGGCAUCUCGUCGGCAGCAACAACCGAAAAAGCCAUCACUGUACUCCAGGAGAGACUUCAGCAGCUCAAGAGCAUACACGGGAGUGCCCACUCCGAAUGUCUGUCCAUCCUCAGCGAAUUGAUCUCAAUGCGCUACAAAACCAAAAAGACAUCGGAAGACGAGCAUACUAUCAUUCGCAUGCUUCAAGAAAACACUGUCGAGAUCAUAACCAAGGAGCAGCGAUCUCAAGUACUUUUCGAGGCAGCAAAUGCGCUCAGUGCUAUUUACAUCACCUGUGGAUACCACACUCAUGGUCUUGAGCUCGUACAGGCUGCCAGACGUCAAAUCAUCACAGGUCAUGUAGAUGCAAAGCAUGGUUUCAAGUUCGAUAAGUCGAUCGGUCGCAUCGCCUUUGUUUUCCUCGUCACCUUCGAGCUGUCGCUCAAGGGCUCUUCUGGCCACAACUACUCCGAAGUAAUGGCAGAUUGGUUGACCGAGUCUGUCUUAUUCAACAACUACUCUCGCUGUCUGACCGCUCAAGUCAAGACCGAACAACUGCUCUUACGCAGUGCUCAUAUCAGAUCUUUCUGGGCCCACCGUUCGCGCCACGAAGAACUCGACAUGCUCGACCAACGUGUGUUCGAAGUCUUCAAUAAACAAUUCGGCAAUGCUCUCAAGACCAGGCCAGAGAUAAUCAAGAUCUUCUUGACCUCGCUACUGGUACAUAUUGGAUCCGGUGAUGCUUACGAAAUUCAAGUUGCCAGAGCCGCAUCCAUUGCCGGAAACCACAAGAUCGAAGCACUGGUCCGAAGUGGCAAGUAUCAGGAAGCAGUUGAGGUCGCACACUGUACUUUCCACUUCGUCAUGACCCAAGGCGGCUACCAGCAAGCCGGUUUGAUCGGUUAUGGAUUCAAGCUAGCCAAGUACAUGACCAUGAAGGACAACAUCGCCGCUGAGACACACACCAAGAUGCUACAAGCUUCGCGAGAAAUCAUGGCAGAAGUCUUGAAGGCAUGCAAGACUUUGGAGAUCAAUUUCUCCCAGCUGCACGACCACGAACUCAACGAUCUCGUCGAGCUCCUGGGAGAGCAAGAGAACUACAAAGAGCUAGAUAUCAUUCUCGAGUCUCUGUGGAAGUCGCGUUCGGGCCAGAAGAACUGGAGCGAGGAUACACUGAUCAAUCUCGGAGAGCGUCUCGUGGUAUCGCGCCACUUGGCAUCUGACAAAGGUCACUCUCACCGCGCCAUUCACCUCGCCGAAGACAUCACGUACAAUUUGCGUCGUGUACUCGGUGGUCUUCACCCUCACACUGUGAAGAUGUCGAAUCUGCUGUCUCAACUGUAUACCGGCGCGAAGCUGUACGGAGAUGCUCUCAACGUGCACGAGGAGAUCUUGCAACUCAUCGUUUCGGGUGAUGAUGGUGAAGAUCGUACUAUCGACACUGUCAGCGCUGCAACCGCUCGCCAGCAAGUUGACCUUUUGAAGGCUGCUUACCAGCGCAACGGUGGUUGGAUCAAGUCUGCAGACUUCUACAAGAAGCUCGUGACCGAUGUGACAAAGAUGUACUCCAAAACCGCUGACUUCCAGAACAUUCAACCCGUAAAGGACUGGCAAGCCAAGCCUGACAACACCACUGCCAGUCUGGGUGUCUUUGUGAAGCCUCAGCAAUGGAUGUUUGUCGUCAAGGAUGAUGUUCUGCCACCCAAGAGUGGAAAGCAUGUGCAUGGCAGUACUUCUGAGGAAGGGUUCCAGCGCGCCCCUCAACCUUUGAAGAAAGGCAAGCAGAUUGGGUGGAGUCUGAGACGUGUUUCUGACCUUUGGGGUAUGAGACAGCCAAGUGCUGGAAGAUUGGAUGCCGAGAUUACGAUUUGA
Aureobasidium uvarum is the source of this 2001-nucleotide messenger RNA. Lineage: Eukaryota; Fungi; Ascomycota; Dothideomycetes; Dothideales; Saccotheciaceae. The record is from the annotation of a GenBank genome assembly.